AGGGGUUAGCUUUGUCGAAAUAUAAGUAGUGCUCUUCUCAUUUCAUUACUCGUGCUAGGAGACAAAAAAGAAGUCAUAACAGAAAAAAAUGUUUUAAGAAAAUAUAUAUAAUUUUUUUCGAUAUUCUUGCAACAAUUCAUUUAGUUUUACGUAUUGUGUGAAUCAUCUGAUGUUGAUAUGAAGUUGCUACACACUUUUAAAUUUAUUCUACAUUUCAUGUAGUAUUUCAUAUUUGUGUACCAUCAUAUGUUAAACAAUAAGUUGAAUGCAGCAAGAUUCUCCCUAUACAAUGAUUGGUGCCAAUUUAAGAUUUGGCAUUGGGGCUUCUGGAAAUGUUACUUCGAAUGCAACUAAAAUUUUUCAGUGUCAUCCAGGAGGAAAGACAGAAGCGACAAUUAUUUUUGGCUUAGGGACACUAGGAAUGAGUGCAAAUAUUUUAUUGAUGUCGCUGAUAUUAAUUAAACAACAGUUACGAAGAUGGUCACAAGGACUUUUAUUUCAUCAAGCAUUUAUUGACUGUUCAAGAGCUGCUAUACUUUUACCCCUUGGUUCAAGCAUUCUUAAGUGUCAACCGAUAAAUAAGUGUUCUUUGGUUGAAACAGCUUUUUUAUUGUUAGUAACUGUAUCAACAGUAAACAUGUUAACUAUUGUACUGAAUGAUAGUCCAGUGUUUCCUGAGUGUGACGAUGAGCCGGAAUUAACUGUCCCGCUACUAAUGGAUUCGCCACAGUGCGUACUUUUUGGUACGUUUAUGAUAUGGUUUGCCAGUAUCACCAUUAAUUUGGGUCCAACUUUCUUAAGUGGAGCUCUAGCAGCAAAUACGGAUACAGUACAAAAUGCACCAAGCUGUCCAUUAGUGCAUGGACCUUUUCGUCAUUACAUAUUGAAUGUACUAUGGAUUGCUGUUAAUAUAAUUUGCAUUGUAUUAACAUUAUUUCACUUAAAAAAAUUGCACAGGGAUUUAACAAAAGCAAACGUUGAAGCGGUAAGAGUUGCUGGUCUUGUCACUACACUUGUUAGUGUAACAGGUGGGCAUAGCGUAAUGGAAGGAACAAUUACUGAAACAAGGCCGACUAAUAGUGCAUCUAAGGAUGACGGAGCAAUAGCAGAACAUCGUAAAAUGAGAAAUUAUUUUCGACGCAUGGAAAGAGAUGGCGUGCAAAGAGUAAAAAUGUUCUUAGUAAUAACAGCUGCUUAUGUUAUUUUUUGGGGACCCCUCUUUUUUGUGACUUUGGUACAUCACCCUUCCAUAGGAAACGCUACUGGCUAUGAGGUAACACUUCAUAUAGCAUACGUUCAUGCAUUUGUAAAUCCAGUUUUGUUUUUAACUCUUCAUCGAGGACUUCGGAAUUGUUUAAUGGAUUUUUGCUGUGGUUGCUGUAUUACCGUUAUAAAAUAUAUGUUAGAUACUCCAUCAACCAUUCCUGUAGAAUCUGCACCCUCGGCAAUAUAUGAAGCAUCUACUACUAUACCUAUGCAACCGGAGUCUGACUUCAGAGAACGUAUUUCCAAUCUGCAUGACUUCAAAAACAUUGUUUUACUAAAACCGCCGCUUCCGCCACUACAGAAGGCCCAAUUUAAAGAACAUGCUGUUCCGGAAAAUAUUUGGAGUUCAGUUUGCAGACAAAAAAUAAGUGAUCAACAUGAAGAACAAACAUUCAGAAUCCCCGAAGCAUUACUUCCGCCAACACUAGACAUCAAUGAAAUGCAUUGUGUGUUUACACCUGCGAGUAGCGAUAUAUCAAGUGAAUAAACAUAAAACUAGUGCACUGUAAUAAAUAGAAAAUCACCAUAGACAAAUUUUUUGCAAGUGAUUAUUUCUAAAUAAAAUUUGUGUUUAUUUCAUAAUAAAUAUUCAUUGUUAAAAAUAAAUUGUACUUCAUAAAUUUUCUCUUUUCAUAAUUAU
Molecule: messenger RNA, 1906 nt
Organism: Leptopilina boulardi
Lineage: Eukaryota; Metazoa; Arthropoda; Insecta; Hymenoptera; Figitidae
Exons: 8
Coding region: 266-1753 (495 amino acids)
Biological process (GO): G protein-coupled receptor signaling pathway
Cellular component (GO): membrane
Molecular function (GO): G protein-coupled receptor activity
Source: RefSeq, a predicted model, not a curated record